AUGUUUAGAUGUUCGAGCGAGCCAGCUAUACAUGCCAUGCAGUUUCUCGACGUCAUCACGAUGAAAGAUCCAAACCAGAAAAGCAACUUUUAUCGCACCACUCUUAUCGACGCUCUCCCGUAUAUACCAAAGACUGCUUCACUCAUUGCUAUGCAAAACGUAUCCGAUUAUAUUGAAGAUAAAGCUCUACAUAGCACUGUAUUAGCAAAAGUGAAAGUCCUUUUAGAGAAAAACCAGAGUGAUGUCAAAAUCAUUAGUCUAAUCUUAGGAUUUUACGAGAAGAUACUUUUGCGUCUCGAAAGAAAUCAUAUCCUAGAACAAGUCAUACCGACUCUUCUUAGCAUGAGACUCAGUGACCCGGACAUCAUCAAUCGUGUAGUCAAACUUUACAAAUCGAUGCUUCUGGAGAGGAAAUUUGGUUUAACGACCAACGUCAUGGCUACAAAGAUGAUUCCAUCAUUGGCACCACAGACUGUGAAUCCUGCUUUGAACGUUGACCAGUUUACUAACCUAAUGGAGAUCUUAUACGACAUGCUGGAUAAUAUCGACAAGAAUCAGCGGUACAAAUUGAAGCUUGACAGUUUGUCGCUGCCGAGUCCUGAACGCCAUCGUCCACUACGUCACCAAAUGAGUACAGAUAACAUGAAUGUACCACCGUUCAACAUUCCUAACUUGCGAGUCGAGCAACGCAAGACCUCUAGUGCGGAGGACAUGGCUCGAAAGAAUUCUGUCACUGCUGCAACUGCACCCACUGGCAGCGUUGGAGGAGGUUUCAAGAGCACAGGAAUUGGCCAAUGGUUCUUCGGUUCCAGUAAUUCUACUAACAACGAUAACAAUUUCUUGCGCGUUGCAAGCGCCUUCCCCAACCGUCGUCUCUCAGACAACACCCUGAUGACUCCUAAGAUCCGCAUCGCUCCAUCAUGUGCCUCAUCUCCGGGAGGAACACCGGGAGGUAACUCUGGAUUACCGACACGUCGCCAUUCCAGUAUUGGUCCACAGGAACGUCGAGGAUCAGCGGUUAACUUAUCGCCACCUACUGGAGGUUCAAUGCCGAACACAUCGUCGAGUGUACCAUUCUUGCUGACGUCAUCGAUGCAGUCGAUCCGCUCGCGGCGCCCAUCCGCCUGCUUGAGCAACUCUCAAGGUUCUGGACUACUGCAACAGCUGAGCAGCGGCAUGGUAAGGCACCUGCCGGUCGGCUCACAUUCUCAUAGCAAUGCGAACCAUCCCGCACCUCAUUGGAGCGCUCUGCAAGGCCUCCAGGGCGCCACUGCCGCUGGUUACAACGCGCUCCAGCACACCGCGAUGGCCGUCCGGAAAUGCCCCUCGCUCAAUAUAACACUCACGCGCUAA
This is a messenger RNA of Diatraea saccharalis (sugarcane borer), 1353 nucleotides long. The record is from the annotation of a GenBank genome assembly. NCBI's taxonomy places the organism in Eukaryota, Metazoa, Arthropoda, Insecta, Lepidoptera, Crambidae.